CAGAAUACUUCAGAUGCUUCCGAGCCACGGAACGGGACGGACGCGCGCGUUUGUUGGUGUCGAGUCGUGAGUCCGUGCGGUAUCGUGUUCCUUUUUCCCCUCCUUCGCCCCUCCUCCCUUUGCUCCGAGAAAAGAGACUGACACCCCGGCUGCGGUAAGGGUAGACACCCCGCGAAUACAUUCGAUUGAGUAACUCGCGCGCGCUUCGAGGCCCACCUUCAAUCGUUCGUCGUUCCUCGUCGUCGUCGUCGUCGUCGUUUUUUUUCCUCCUCCCUCCUUUCCCCCCCCCCCUCCUCCCUCAUGCGUCGUCCGAGCACGCGGUCGAGCACGCGCCGACCCGAGAUGCGCCACCAGGUAUUUAUGUAGUACCGACCACCGCCGCCUUCGAGCGUCGCACACCCGCCACCCCCGUCGCAUCGGAAGGGAGGAAACAACCACCCCGGCAUCCCUCGAGGAAGACUCGUCGCCGUCGUCCCCGUCGUCGCCGUCGCCGUCGGGCAGCGUGAGUGAGAAGGCGAGGAAGAAGGCGAGAGAGAUAUUCCGAUUCCGGAUUCGGGAACGGAAGUGGAGCCGACGACGAUGGAUCAGAAACGCGUGUACAAGUUGGUGCUGACCGGAGGACCAUGCGGCGGCAAGACAACCGGGCAGGCCAGGCUGUGCACCUUCUUCGAGAACAUGGGCUGGAAGCAUUCAAAUUUCAGGAAAAUCUUUUGCGCACGAUGAUACAAAUCGAGAACACGUUCUUUCAACUGGGUGAGAGCUGUUCGAGGAAUUGCCUGAUCAUCUGUGAUCGCGGUGCUAUGGACGCCUCCGCCUUUAUUUCGAAAGAUAAGUGGGAGCUCAUGAUGGCCUCGAACGGAUGGAACAACGUCGAACUAAGAGACAACAGAUAUAACCAGAUCCUCCACAUGGUUUCGGCCGCGAACGGCGCUGAGGAGUUCUACUCGACGGAGGAACACGCGUGUCGCUCCGAGGGUGUCGAACUUGCUCGGGAGCUGGAUUAUAAGGCCGCGGCUUCCUGGGUGGGCCACCCAUACUUCGACGUUAUCGACAACUCGCAGGAUUUCGAGUCUAAGAUCUGCCGGAUGAUCGAGUGCGUGUGCCAGAAACUGGGCAUCGACACCGGCGACCGGUUGCGCGCCAGCAGUCGCAAGGUCAAGUUCCUCGUGAAGGCGCCGCUGCCGGCGGACAGCGAGUUCCCGCCUUUCCAGGACUUCGACGUCGUGCAUAAUUACCUCCAAAGCAACAAUCCCAAGAUGCAGGCCCGUCUACGCAAGCGCGGCCAGAAAGGUCACUGGUCAUAUAUCCACACGAUUCGCCGACCGAAGAUGUGCGGCCAAGUGAUCGAGGUGAAGACCCAACUGACGCACCGAGACUACCUGAACAUGUUGGCCCAGCGCGACGAUUCGCACUUCACUAUCUUCAAGCGUCGCCGUUGCUUUCUCAUCAACAAUCAGUAUUUCCAGUUAGACAUAUACAGAGAACCGGCGCAUCCCAGAUGUCGAGGCUUGAUGUUGCUCGAGACCUACACGGCGUUGACGGGUGACGAGCUGAAAAACAUUCUGCCUCAAUUCCUGACGAUUGAGAAGGAGGUCACCGGCAAUCCGGAUUAUAGCAUGUUCAAUCUCAGCUUACGCGAAGAAUGGAAUAGCACCAAUAAAUAUUGCCACGGCAUCAUGCAAUUGGCAGAGAGUCAAAGUGCCCCGAUCUCGAAGAGUCUAACGACCGAAGUGCAAAGUAACGGACUCGAUUUCAAAACCAGCAGCGCAUUGGGUUCGAUUACAAACCGUCAGCAAGCGAUCGUCAAGAAGAGCAUCCAAAACGGUCUGACGAACGGUAAAGCGACGUUCGCCGAGCGAUGUAACAUGAACGGCGACGGCCAAAAGCUGGAAGUGCGCAAUUCGACCAUGAGGCCGGAGGAGAGUUUGCGAGAGUUAAAGGUCGAUAAACCGCAAAAGAACGGAUUUGAUUAAUAGAUUCUAAUGCGGAAAACUGAGUAACAGUAAAGUCUUUUAAUAAUAAGCGAUUCGCGAAUAUUCCGAGCUGUAGCACAGGGACUUAACGUUAUCAGUGUCGGCGCGAAUUAUCUGAAUUAAUAUUGAAUGAACUACUAGUGCGAUAGUCUUCUAUAUAAAAUUUCACAGAUAAUAUCUAUUUUUUAAUCAAACUUGCGUGUCGUACUUAAGGAACUUUCAUGAAAGGUCUUACGGUCAGUUUCGUCAACGUCGAUUAAACUUGGAUCAGAAUCAAGAGAUCCAGUGUAAAUCUUUCGAAAAUUUACGACGAAAUUUCAGAAAGUCUCAAGAUAUCUAAAAAAUUUUUGAAUAAUACAUUUGUCAUUCUCUCAACAUUUUCUUACAAUUUUAAAAAAUUCCUAAAAUUUUAAAUGAAGAAAUAUUUGGAGGGAAAUGUCGAUUAUAUAUACAUAUAUAUAUAUAAAAUUGUCACUUUCGUCAAAUGCUUGUGUGAUAUUUAAUAUCGAUUUCUGGUAAAAAUUAAGUUUUACCAGAUUCACCGUAACUUAUUAUCACUCCUUUUUAAAUUUCCGCAUGAAAGAAGAGAAGAAUGAGCCAAAGAGAUAAGUUAGAGAUGAAUUGAACAAGAGCUAAAGUUACGCGACAUUGAUGAAACGAGGUCCUAGCAUGUUUUCAAUACAGCUUCACUAAAUGAGCGAUGUGCAUUGAUGCAUCAAGUGUUUGUACUUCACUUUACUUUAGUCCAGUUUUACUCUUUAUACGCCUCAAGUAUUGUCUAACAACUAUCGAAAGCUCGAAAGAACGAUUGUGAUAGAGAAAUGCGCGUAUCGUAUUGCGAGAAAUCGACGUUUGGAAACGCGAUUUUCUCAAGAAGAAAGAGAAUUAUCGACGCAUUUUAAGACAGCAACGUUAUCGGGCCACACACCGUAAGAAACGGUUGAAAAAUUCUUUUGAGACUAUCGCAAAAUCUUUUGGGAAUCUUUAAGGAAUUCAAAUGUGUUAAAUAUCUCUGUAAUGUACUUAAUGUCAAAAAAAAGAUCACAAAAGACGUUAAAAAUUUAUGUUCCAACGAUAUUGUAGUAUUUUGCGAUACAUAGGUGAUACAGUAAUGCAAUAUCGAAGUUACAGGUUUUAAAGUGAGCUAUCAGAUCUCUAGCACUUGUAUACAUUUCUAUGUAUAUCAGAAAAAAAUUUGAUAUUAAAAUAUUUCGUAAAAUCCUUGAAGCACGAAUUUUACGCAGAUAUACAAUCAUGUGAUUGUUUUUUAUUUUUUAAUUAACACCGGAUAUUGUAAAUUUGAAAAAUGCUUGGAAAUUUGCUUGAUCGCGAAAUAAUAGUUUAUGUAAUUGGAGAAAAGAAUUGAAACCUGUAUAACUUUUUAAUGAUGUUAUUAGUCGAACUAUUGCUUUUAAAGAUUUCUAAUAUAUAUAUUUAUAUCUCUUUUUAUCUUUUGAAAAUUAAACUUUUUCAGAUUUCAAUUUUUAUAGGACAAUUGAAUUGUAAAAAGUUCCUGACUUUAAGGAUUGAAGAUAGUACAAGGCUAUAUUCGAAAUAUUUUCGAACAAUUAAUGCGAAUUUAUUCUCCCUUUUAUCGUCGGGCAAGCCAAAGUUUUCUCAUUUUUUUAUAGAGUAUUCUCAAGUU
Molecule: messenger RNA, 3618 nt
Organism: Temnothorax curvispinosus
Lineage: Eukaryota; Metazoa; Arthropoda; Insecta; Hymenoptera; Formicidae
Product: TRPL translocation defect protein 14-like
Exons: 8
Coding region: 624-1973 (449 amino acids)
Biological process (GO): photoreceptor cell maintenance
Molecular function (GO): GTP binding; phosphatidic acid binding; phosphatidylinositol binding
Source: RefSeq, a predicted model, not a curated record